AUGGAGACCUUGUCGACGGCGGUUAUUAGAGAGAAUUACCUCAACGGGAAUCACCAGCACCAACAUUCCUUCUCCUCUUCAUCUGUCUCCCUUAGACAUGUCAACUACAGCUGUGGGGUCUGUGGCUAUGAGCUGAACUUGAGCUCUUCGAACAGAAACACAUCGACCAUAGACUCCAAGUAUGGGAAAUCAAUAAAGCGCGGGGUCAUCUCAUUCUUCUACAUCGACGAGAGCAGGUUUACUCUGAUGGACGAGUUCCAAUGCAUUCCGUUUUUUUUAUCAAAGAGCUCGUGGGGCUUUUUCCGCAGGAGAACCAAACUCCUCUGCCGCAAGUGUGGCAACCCAGUUGGCAUUGCUUACGACGACGAAGCUCCAGCUGCUUACCCUCUCGUAUCAGGUGACGAACCAGAGUUAUCCUCCUCUUCAGGCACUUCCGAAGCUACUACUAAACACAGAAAGUACGACAUUAAAAUCCGCUCUUUACAACCUUCUGCUGUUGAUAGAGUCGGUACGCCACAUUAUCUGUGA
Linum trigynum is the source of this 528-nucleotide messenger RNA. The record is from the annotation of a GenBank genome assembly. NCBI's taxonomy places the organism in Eukaryota, Viridiplantae, Streptophyta, Magnoliopsida, Malpighiales, Linaceae.